CUUCAGCCUCAAUCUUCUUCUUCUUCACACCAAAACGCAGCGUUUUCAUUCUGGUCAACUGGGUCCCCACAAUUGUCUAAGGACAUGGCUAAUAGUUUUGAAUUUGGUCCUUCUGAAGAAGAGGAGGAAGAACAAUAUGUUGAUGAUAAUGAUGAUGAAGAAGAAUAUGUUAAUGGUUAUGAAGAGGAAUAUCUUGAAGAAGGAGAAAAAAAUUAUAGUUCCUUUGUUUCAAAGAAUCAUUUGCCUCCAUGGGGAGAAGUAGAAGUAAAAGUAGUAGAAGAAGAAGAAGACAAAAAUGAUGAUGAUAUUGAUGAUGGAGGGAGAGAAGCUGAUGAAUCUUUUGUGCUCAAUAAUGAUGAUGAUGAUGAUGAAGAUGAAGAUGAAGAUGAGGAUGAAGAUGAUGUUAAAGGAAGAGAAGGAAUUGAUGCAUCUUUUGUAGGCAAGAAGGAUUUACCACCCUGGGGAGAAGUGGAAGGUUCUAGGCACUGGCAUUCUCGAAUUGUCGAUGUUACUCGGUCAGCUUCGAAAGAGAAGGGACUUGUGAAUGAGCGAAGAGCUCUUUAUUUGGAGGAAACGGAUGAGAAUGUUCUUUCUAAUAGGAUUUUGGUGCUUAGUAGAACUAACAAGAUUAGAAGUGCAAUGGAAUAUUUUAGGUCUAUGGAAUUAUCAGGCCUUUGUCCGAGUAUCCAUGCUUGUAAUUCUCUUAUGUCUAGCCUUAUGAGACAUGGGUGGCUUGACGAUUGCUUAAAGGUGUUCAGGUUCACGAGAACACGGAAGAUUACUACUGGGCAAACUUAUAGCUUGAUUCUUAUGGCACAGGUAAAAGCUCAAGGUUGUGACUCGGCUAUAAAUUUCUUUAGAGAACUAGAAAGUGAAUGCCAUGUGAGAAAGGAUUUUGACGCAAUUGUUUACAACACUAUGAUAUCAAUUUGCAGAAGGGUUGGCAAUUGGAGUGAGAUAGAGAGGGUGUGGAGUGAUAUGAAGGCAAAUGGAUGUGUAGGAACCGAAGUUACAUAUCAAUUAUUGGUCACUAGUUUUGCACGACACGGUCAGAGUGAGCUUGCCCUUUAUGCUUACCAUGAGAUGAUUCAGAAUGGAUUUGAACCAGAAAGCAACACAUUGAACGCCAUAGUUAGUGUAUAUGCGAAGGAGGGAAAAUGGGAUGCUGCAUCAAAUGUCUUUCAGAAAAUGUUAAAUAGUGAACUUAGGCCAAACAUUAUUGCAUGCAAUGCAUUGAUUAACUCGCUUGGAAGGGCUGGAGAACUCAAACAAGCAUAUCAGGUCUAUAAUACAAUGAAAUUGUUGGGCCAUAAACCAGAUGCAUAUACAUUCAGUGCACUACUUAGUUCUCUUAACAAGGCUAAUAGGCAUCAUGAAGCUCUGCAGCUUUUUGAGAUGGUUAAAAAAACGGAAGCAUCUCAGUUCAAUGUACGUUUAUACAAUACUGUUUUGAUGUCCUGCUCGAAGCUUCGGUUAUGGGAUAAAGCUCUAGAAAUUCUGUGGCAGAUGGAAGCUUCUGAAAUGUCUGAUUUGACAAUGUCAUAUAAUCUUGUUAUCAGGACCUGUGAGCUUGCAAGGAAGCCAACAAUUGCUCUGCAAGUGUAUCAGCAUAUGGUUGACCAGAAUUGCAUUCCGAACACAUUAACUUAUCUGUCCCUGGUUCGAUGUUGUGUUCGUGGAGAUCUCUGGGAAGAGUUAGAGGAAAUAUUAAAGCGGACUAUGCCAAAUGCCACUCUUUAUAAUGCUGCUGUGCAAGGGAUGUGUUUACGUGGCAAGGUUAAUUUGGCAAACAAGGUUUAUGCAAAAAUGCUAGAGAAAAAUCUUCAACCUGACAUCAGAACACAAGUACUGAUGCACUCUAUGUUAAGGAAGUAGCUAGUAGACUGUUAGUUGCUAUAGCUACAGUAUAGAGUUUAGAAACAAUGACAAAUGCGGUAGAGAACGGCACAACAUAAUGUUUCUGUUCUUAAAUCUCAAAUUCAGCUUGUUAUGCCAAAUCCACUCAUAUAUCCUCGAAGUCCUACACUCAAGCUCCUCUUGGUUUAACUGCAGCAAUGGCUCUUCUGGUAUUCAAAAUAGACUAUAAGCUUUUCAGCUGAGCAGAAGAAAUCCCUUGAAUACCAGAUCCAACUUGGAGGUUGGCAUUGGCCUGCUUCGUUCCGACAUGGUCAUAGAUGGCAGUUACUAAUUAGGUGACUACUACAUUGUGAAACCUGUGAUUCUUCAGAACCUAAUCCUAGGGGCAUUAGCCAUGGAACCACCACAGAUGACAGAUCCAACCUCGGAUAACUCAAGAACAUAUGUGCAUUACUCAAAUGGAUCUUCCAACACGAAACUUGUGACCUGAUCAUGUAUAAUUCUCCACUGUUAAUUAAUGGUAAAAUUAUGUAAAAAUAUUUAUGAGAUUGUGCAUCAAGUUUAACUUGAAAGUGUGUAGUAGUAUUUGGGGGUGUACAUGUAUUUGGAAAAGGUUUUGUGACUUAUGACUUCUGUAAUAUUUUUGGGUGUAACGACAUACAAUUUAAGAUGUUGACUCCUUAUAUUCUGAAGUUAUCAGAAAAUACAUC
This is a messenger RNA of Arachis stenosperma, 2567 nucleotides long. RefSeq names its product pentatricopeptide repeat-containing protein At3g29290-like. NCBI's taxonomy places the organism in Eukaryota, Viridiplantae, Streptophyta, Magnoliopsida, Fabales, Fabaceae. Gene Ontology annotation, molecular function: protein binding. The transcript has 5 exons. The coding region runs from base 85 to 1875 and encodes 596 amino acids. The record is from RefSeq and is a predicted model, not a curated record.